Messenger RNA from Limulus polyphemus (Atlantic horseshoe crab), 715 nucleotides. RefSeq names its product PI-actitoxin-Aeq3b-like. The record is from RefSeq and is a predicted model, not a curated record. NCBI's taxonomy places the organism in Eukaryota, Metazoa, Arthropoda, Merostomata, Xiphosura, Limulidae. Gene Ontology annotation, molecular function: serine-type endopeptidase inhibitor activity. Bases 92 to 346 code for a protein of 84 amino acids. The transcript is spliced from 3 exons.
GUCUACUGAGUAAAUUACAUAUAAAGAUGGAUUUUCCAGAUAAGUUAUUUUGUUCUGUUACGACUUCAGUAAGCAGCUUAGAGAAACAAAAAUGAAAUACGUUAUACUGAUAUGCCUUCUUGGUCUAACAGUCCAAAUUUAUGCCUCCAAGAUUCACAAGAGCUCAAGGCAGUCUAACAAUUGUGACUUGGAACCAGAAACAGGACCAUGUGGAGCUUACAUCCCCAGAUUUUAUUUCAAUAAAGAAACGGAAACAUGCGAACAGUUUAUCUACGGUGGAUGCGGCGGAAACAGAAACAACUUUGAAACUAUAGAGGAAUGUCAUGAAGUCUGUAAAGGAGCAUAAUUUUGCAAACUUCACCAACAAGAUGGACAGAAAAGGGGAGAGAUUUCUAAACACAAGACGUUUAAACCUUUGAUUUUAAAGUUGUGGAUACAUUUUCUAGAGAGUAAAAUAGUCAAGACACCAAAACCAAAAUUUACUACCAUGAUUUGUUUUUUAUAAAGGUAUCGGUGAUAAUAAAAUCUUUCUCAAAGAAUACAAUUAUUUUCUUACGUGAUGUUACAAUACCAGCUUUGAAUUGACCUUGAUGAGCGUGUCUAACCCUAUUUCUAUUUGUUGCCGAAAUAAAAUGAAAUGAAAAGUAGGAAAACAUCGUUAAAAUUUCAUUAUUAUUAAUCUGGAUUGUUUUCUUUAAUAUUUCUGCUUGUUAAG